AUGGCGGUGGUCAAUACGACAGACGCCAAGGGAUUUCUUCAGAGUCCUUGUACCUCCUCUUCGGAUGGCCUCGAUGCUGGUAACCUCCACCUGUUCGAGGACUUCAAUGUUGGUGAUGAAGUCAUUCCAGUGGAUGUUAAGGAUGGUGCAGAGGCAGCAUUGAUGGAAGCGCUCAAGGAGAUGCAGGUGAUGCUGAUAGGUGACUCACGACUCGAAACAGUACAAGAGGGUACUCAGUACAACGGUGCUCUGUCUAAGAACGAAUACCAUAUCGAUGGUACUCCUUUUAGCUCUGAAGCCACACUGGCUCUCUGGAAGGAGUUCUUCUACAAUGGUGGGCAUCAAGCUGAAGGGCGCGCUGCAAGGGGACAAGGGCAGGCAGAGGGUGCGGGGCGCUGCUGUUGCUGCAGCGUCUUCCUAGCACAUCCCCAUUGCACCGUGGCCCCCCAGCAGCAGCCACCGUCGCCUGCGCCCGCCCCUGACAUGAAGCGUUACCUGUGGGCACGCUACAAGGAGGCCAAGAAAGUGACCAAGGAGUUGGUUCCUUCAAUUAUGAAUAACUUGCUGAAUCCGGAUGCUAUUUUUUCCAACAAUGAAAUGAGUCUGUCAGAUAUUGAAAUCUAUGGCUUUGAUUAUGACUACACAUUGGUUUUUUAUUCCAAACAUCUGCAUACUUUGAUUUAUAAUGCUGCCCGGGAUCUUCUCAUUAAUGAGCAUCGGUAUCCUGCAGAAAUAAGGAAGUAUGAUUAUGAUCCCAAUUUUGCAAUAAGAGGACUUCAUUAUGAUGUGCAUCGGGCAUUAUUGAUGAAGAUUGAUGCUUUUCACUAUAUUCAAUUGGGAACAGUGUACAGAGGACUCAGUGUUGUCCCAGAUGAAGAAGUCAUUGCAAUGUAUGAUGGUUCCCAUGUCCCCUUGGAACAAAUGAGUGACUUUUAUGGAAAGAGUUCACAUGGAAGCACAAUGAAACAGUUCAUGGAUAUAUUUUCAUUACCAGAGAUGACUCUCCUUUCUUGUGUGAAUGAAUAUUUUCUGAAGAACAACAUAGAUUACGAACCUGUUCAUUUGUACAAAGAUGUCAAGGAUUCAAUCAGAGAUGUCCACAUCAAAGGCAUAAUGUACCAAGCAAUUGAAGCAGAUAUUGAGAAGUACAUCUGCUAUGCUGAGCAGACCCGUGCAGUGUUAGGAAAGCUGGCUGAUCAUGGCAAGAAGAUGUUUCUCAUCACAAACAGUCCCAGUAGCUUUGUGGACAAAGGUAUGAAAUUUAUCGUUGGAAAGGAUUGGAGGGACCUCUUUGAUGUAGUCAUUGUACAGGCUGACAAGCCAAACUUCUUCAAUGAUAAAAGAAGACCUUUUCGGAAGGUGAAUGAAAGGGGAGUGUUGCUUUGGGACAAAAUUCAUAAAUUGCAGAAAGGCCAGAUUUACAAACAGGGUAACUUAUAUGAAUUUCUAAAGCUUACUGGAUGGAGGGGUUCCAAAGUUCUGUACUUUGGUGACCACAUUUAUAGUGAUCUAGCAGAUUUGACCCUGAAGCAUGGUUGGCGCACAGGUGCAAUUAUCCCUGAGUUACGAUCUGAGAUUAAAAUCAUGAACACAGAGCAGUACAUUCAAACCAUGACUUGGCUACAGACCCUGACUGGAUUAUUGGAACAUAUGCAGGUUCACCGAGAUCCAGAGUCACAGAUGAUUUUACAGGAAUGGAAAAAGGAAAGAAAAGAAAUGAGGGAAAUGACCAGAAACUUCUUCAAUUCGCAAUUUGGGAGCUUAUUCAGGACUGACCAGAAUCCAACCUAUUUCUUACGGCGCUUAUCUCGAUUUGCUGAUAUUUACAUGGCAUCUCUGAGCUGUCUCUUGAACUAUGAUCCCGAUUACACAUUUUAUCCAAGGAGGACUCCUUUGCAGCAUGAACUCCCUACCUGGUCAGACCAACUAUGCACUGGUACAUUCAGAAUACCCUUCCUGCAAGAGAUGGUUCAGAUCAAAUGAGCUUGGCAUGUAUGUGGGUUAUUUUAUAGCACCUGAAAUGGAUGAAUAUACCCAUCAGUAACAACCAGAAUGUAGAUUUAUUUUUAAGCACGUAAUACAUUUAUUUAUUUCGAUCCAGUUACUGGAGUUAUCUGUCCUGAUAGAGCAAGAAUUUGUGUAUAACUGGUCUCUUUCUCUUGAGGUAAUUCUGUGCCAAAACCCGAAAAGUUCUGCAAUCAAUAUUUUAAUAAUCAUAUUUUAUUUUUCAAAAUAACACCAUAUAAUCUCACCAAUUUCCAUCAUUUUGGUCAUUUAUUUCAAGAUACAGACAUUUUUGCUGACAAGUAACAAUACAGACACCAAAAGAGAUUCAGGAAAUGUUCUGUUUUGCCAAAUAGAUCCCUUACUAGGGCAUAUUUAAUAGAGAAUUCUGAAUAAUAAAUCAUUUCAACUACCAUGCAGAACAGCAUUUCCUGCACCCCUCUGAAGCAGUGCAAAAGCUUGGGGCAGGGCAGCUAGAGUACAGAGGAGCUGAGGGAGAAGAGCUGGGAAGGAGCCUGCAAGGGAACCUGGAAGGUUGUUGGGUAUGGGUGGGAGAAAUAUAGAACACUUAUUGUGGGGGCAGGAGGAGAAAGGGAGGGAUUGUUAGGGAGCUGAAGAGCCUCCCCCAUACAGACCCUUCCUGAUCAUAGUCCCUCCGGUUCAAUCAGACACAUCUGUCCCUAUAGGCCCCUGCACUCUCUUCCUGAUGUCCUGUCUCUGAAGCCAACCUCUCCCCCCCCAGCAACUCCUGUCUCUCCCAUCCCUUUGUAGCUUUUCAUACUUCUCCAUGACCAUGUGGUCAUGCACCCCCCUCUCCCAUUCAACCCCUGACUCUUUGCUGUCACCUCACUAACUCCUGUGCCUUUGCUGUAGUCUGUUCCCCUCACUAGCCCUUCUGAACCCUAGUCUGUGACCCCUCAGCAGCCCUAUGUACCUUCUUCUGUCCGUGUCAACCAUGUUGCUUGCUUCCUUACCUAGCCCCACAGGUAGGCACUGAGAAGGCAGCUUCUCCUCUCUCCUUCUCUGCAGCUGACUGCUCUGGCCCCUAAGCUGGCUGCCCUCUGGUUUAGUGCCACAGCAGCUCCUUGUGGGGAAAAAGGGGUAAUUGCAGUGCCUCUGCAGGAUAACCUAUUUUCAGGGGGGCUGGAGGGAGAGAAAUCUAUUGGGAACAUGAAUUCUGCUCAUGGCUGUGGUGCAGAAUUCCCCUGGGAGUAUCUGUGUAUAGAUAGUCUUUAAAAUAAUGAGACUUAGGCUUGUACAUAGAGGGAGGGAAAAAGACCUCAAACAAUUGGCUGGAAGGGAAAAUUAGUUUUUUCGUAUUGAAACUUGUAUCUGCAGCCUUGUGUUUUACGAAGAUACAGAAAAUAUGCAUCCUAUUUCUUCUGUUGGUCUGAUGGACCUCCAUCUGGUGACUCCAAAUGUAUCUUGAUGUGAUUAAAAUGUUUAUUUUUAUCAGGGAGAAACACAAUUAUCAGUGAGUUUACAGUGAUGUGGGGAGGGAGUAGAACAAAUAUAGUAACUUUCUGUGCUGGAGACUUGAGUUACAAUUAGGGUUGCCAGGUGCCCAGUAUUGACCUGGGCAAUCCGGUAUUUUUGCUUCCUGUCCAGUAAAAAAAAAUUCAGAAAAUACCAGACACCUAAAAUAUCCAGUAUUUUCU
Messenger RNA from Pelodiscus sinensis (Chinese soft-shelled turtle), 3662 nucleotides. It is a transcript of the gene NT5DC3, whose product is annotated as 5'-nucleotidase domain containing 3. Gene Ontology annotation, molecular function: 5'-nucleotidase activity. NCBI's taxonomy places the organism in Eukaryota, Metazoa, Chordata, Testudines, Trionychidae. The record is from RefSeq and is a predicted model, not a curated record.